AUGACAAGACAUAUGGCCAUAGAUUCACAAAAUAUAUUUAACCCCAUAACACCAACGUCCGAUGAUACAAAGAAACAGAAAACAAAGCCUUCAAAGAUUAAUUCUAGCAAACUUGGAAUAAACGAACGGUACCGCAGAUUAAUUCCGUACAUGACGUUUUAUUACGCAAACGAUAUAGCAACACCAUCGACAGUGCCGCAACAAGAAUCUAAGUCCGUAGAAGUUGAGAAAGCAGAAAUAAUUGAGACUGGCAACAUAGUUCCCAGUCAGAGAGAAGAAAGAGUGAUUCAUUCUUAUUUGAGGCAUAAGAAUAUACCGAGGUACCAAGGAAAUCGAUUGACGCAACAUAACAUCGCAUCAGCCAACCCAAAUAAACUUUAUUUUAAGGAAGUUCCGCCGUCAUACUAUCAAUCAAACAAAUUUUCACCCAACUACAAUCCCCUUUUAAUAGAGCAUAAUAUACAAGCAGAGCGAGAAAGGGAGUACGAGAGAUUUAUUGCAAAACCCAUGAAAUCUCCGAGUGCACCAUUCUCACAAGCAACAAGGAAACCAUUUUUAAAUCUCUACCAAAAUGAUGACGCCAAUAUACAAUAUUAUUUGUCGGAUAAAGAACCAGCUCCAAAAUAUAAACUAGUUCCCUACGAACAGACACCACCGGUUAAAAAUGUUCCUCAAUACGAGAGUCUAGAACAUAUCAAUCACUAUAACUUGCCUGUGCAGAGUCCAAAAGAAACUGUUUACAUAAAACCGAAGCCAACACAGCCACAUUAUAUCUAUUAUAAUGAAAAUGAACAAUACAGACCAAAGAAACCACCAACAACUAUAUCGGAGAUGUAUUAUGAAAAACAAACAGCGGUACCACCACAAGAACCUGUGGUCGAAAGUGGUUUUAGGCCAAUAAUAGCUUCUAAGCCUUACACCACUGAAGCACCUCAAUACACACCUGUUUAUCAUCAAGUACCGGUGGAGAGACCGUCAGAAGAAGUCAUAAGAAAACCGAGCUAUCAGUACGUAUUAGAAGAACCAACAUAUAUAUCGAAACCGACGCAUAAUGAAGAUACAAAGACCGUGAGCUUAGCAGAUUUACUAAAUUCGUUACAAAUUAACAAAUCUAUACCCAAACCAAUAACUAAAGAGAACGUAAGUGCUUCAAUAACAACCCUACUACAAGUAUUAAACGCUCUUAAGGCUCAACAAAAUGAAAUUGAAGCACCGGUUUUAAGUACACCAAAAGCUUUCGUUGCCUCGAAAAUACCCGUGAGAACAACACCAAAGCCUAUACACACAACAUUGGAUACUCCACCUCAAAGCGUCGAGUUUGAAGAACCGUACUUGGCGCAAGUAAAUUCACCAUCUCAACAUAUAGACGACUAUCCAUCCAGCGGUAGCAGUCAGCAAUACCCGCAGCCAAUUCAUUCGGAUGAAGAAGGAGGCACACCCGGUCGACCAGGGGUUGACUAUCCUAUUUUGACCGUUAUUCCACCAACCAAAUUUGACUGCAAAACUCAGCGUUAUAAAGGAUUCUUUGCAGACCCUGAAACGAGAUGUCAGGUCUGGCAUUACUGUGAUUUGAACGGCGGACAAGCGUCGUUUUUGUGCCCCAAUGGAACGAUAUUUUCACAAGCGGCCCUUACCUGCGAUUGGUGGUUUAACGUUCGCUGUGCUUCUACAGCUCAGCUCUAUGUACUUAAUGAGAGCCUAUAUAAAUUCAUUUUGCCACAUUCACCGAAAUUCCCAGAAGAUUACAGCGGACCUUUGGUCGAUAAAUACCUAACCCUCAAAUUCAAAGAAAUGGAGGAACAAUUCAAGAAGAACAAAAAUAAGCACACAGCGUCAGAAAAAAUAGAUAAUAGUGAUGAGGACGCUUCCAGUGAGAAUGUUCCAGAAUCGAGCACCGAAAGCAAAGGCGAUAUAGAAGGACGGGCUGUUAAUGAAGGCGGAGUUAUCAUUGAGUCUGCCGGCUCUACUGGUAAUGUUGAGAGGCUGCAAGAAAAAUAA
Leptosia nina is the source of this 1998-nucleotide messenger RNA. The record is from the annotation of a GenBank genome assembly. NCBI's taxonomy places the organism in Eukaryota, Metazoa, Arthropoda, Insecta, Lepidoptera, Pieridae.